Molecule: messenger RNA, 663 nt
Organism: Eucalyptus grandis
Lineage: Eukaryota; Viridiplantae; Streptophyta; Magnoliopsida; Myrtales; Myrtaceae
Product: receptor-like protein 33
Exons: 4
Coding region: 1-663 (220 amino acids)
Molecular function (GO): protein binding
Source: RefSeq, a predicted model, not a curated record
AUGGCGUCCUACUUCUACACUAACUUCGUGCCGACGCUCUUGCAUGCACUCUUUGUCUUUGAAGGCUUGAAAUGCUGUCAUUCCUAUGCCUUAACAAAUGUAAGCUGCAUUGGCACCGAGAGGGAAGCUCUUCUGAAGUUCAAGCAGGAUCUCAUCGAUCCUUUGAGAAAUUUGUCAUCGUGGACCGGUGAGCAUUGUUGUGAGUGGGAAGGAGUCAAAUGCAGUCACAAGACUACUAAUGUCUUGGAGCUUGAUCUAAUUGGUCGCAGUCUGGGAGGUUCUAUUCCUUCUACCAUCGGUCAAUUAUCUUCUCUGAGAUAUUUGGACCUCUCUUAUAACAAUUUGAGCGGGAACAUUCCAGAAAGUCCUAUUCCUUCUACCAUCGGUCAAUUAUCAUCUCUGAGACAUUUGGACCUCUCUUAUAACAAUUUGAGUGGAAACAUUCCUGGAAGUAUUGGGCGACUAUCCAAUCUAGAGUUGAUGGACUUUGGUAAUAAUCGAUUGGAUGGAGUUGUUAAUGAACUUCACUUGGUAAACCUCACCAACUUAACCCAGUUGAGUUUACGGAUUGGGAUCGGGCUUCGCAAUGGCGCUUAUGGGAUUCUGCGGCAUAUUACAUCUCAAUCGAUCUUGGAGGAUCUCCCAUUUUCGAACAGUGGAUAG